CACCUCUGCCUCCCGGCACUUGAUAGCCGCCACGACAACACCUUCCUCUCCCAUCAAAGCCAACGAAAAAUUUCGAUCCACCGGAACAAAUAAAAGAGAGAUGUCCCUGAGCACGGCGAUGAAUUCGGCGACCAUGGCCUCCUCGCUCCGCCUAUCCCCCGCAGUCGCCCUCGCCUUCCGCGCCACGUCUGGCCGCCGCUCAGCCACCUCCUGCGCCCCCGGCCUCCGAUUUACCAAGCGGCGAGGAAGUGUGCUGAGGCUGUGCAGCGCUCGCCCUACCGCUCCGGCGUCGGACGGCGAGUGGUGGGCGAACGCGUGGUGGGCGACGGAGCUCACCCCGGAGGAGCUCCCCACGCAGGAAACCGACGCGCCGACGACCGGGCACGGCAAGGAGGAGCUGGACGCCAUACGGAACGCCCUCGUCGACGAGCCCCUCCGGCCGAUCCUGCUCGCCCUGAGCGAGAUCAGGGACCGCGGCCACUUCUUCCGCUGCCGUAGCUACCACGCCGGGAUCAUCACUGGCCCAUUGCUAGUGAUUGCUGCUUUUUGCCAGCUCGGUAAAUUAGUACCGCACCUUUUUGUGGAUAUAAUUCUUGGAUAUAUAUUCUACAAGUUGAGUGUUUUAGCAGCAGAACUGAAAAGGAAUGGGAAGUCAAACCACAUGUGUGCUCGGAUACAGCUCGUUCUGUUAUUUAUAUUGUCAUUCAAGAACAACAACAACAUGGCUUUCUUGGGUGUUUACCGCCUCAUCACGGAGUUGAUUUGGAUGUUUGGUCUUCAAGUGUACAUAGGAGCUGUGAUCUAUGAAACCGGUGACGUGGAGGAACCAAGAUUCCACUUGCUAGGAAUUUACAAGAUACUGAAAACUAAAGGUGGUCUGAUGAGGGUGAUCAAGAAUACCUUUGAGGAAUAGCAUUUGUCAUGUUAAAAUUAAGGGUAGUAGAUGAGGAGAUAGAAAAUUCGAUUGAGGAAUAGCCUUGGUAACGUUAAGGCAUUUGGGCAGCUCAUUUUCUUAGUGACGCCUCCUGUUAUUACUAUGAAUUUUUCACUUUACAGACGAUUAUCACUGCCCAUAGCUCUGUCAUUUGGAUGGUGCAUUGAACAGAAUUUAGCCACAGCUACCAUGCAUGCUAGCUCAUUUGGAUACCCAUUUGGACAAUGUCAUUACAUGA
Messenger RNA from Lolium perenne, 1172 nucleotides. RefSeq lists its product as uncharacterized. The record is from RefSeq and is a predicted model, not a curated record. Lineage: Eukaryota; Viridiplantae; Streptophyta; Magnoliopsida; Poales; Poaceae.